AUGGCUGAUAAAAAGCUAAGAGGCCUUAUUGCUCAACGCGAUAGUGCUGUUAGCCGCUUAGAAGAAAUCAAAGUAGUUGCUGAUAAUGCCAUUAAUAAUGUACGCCUUCAUACACAGUUAAAAAUUCGGGUCAAACACCUUGAAGGGAUUGUUACUGAAUUCAAUAAUCAUCACGCCUCCAUUUUAAAUAUUGUCGCUCAGGGUGAUGAUGAUGAUUUAACGAAUCAACAGGCUAUUCGAAAACAUUUUGAUGAAAAUUUUUAUUCAAUCCAAGCAACUUGCGCUGAAUUAUUUGAUAAUACUGAGCAAGGGGCAGAAAGGGCAACCCCCAGUCAUGUUAAAUUACCUAAGCUGGAACUUAAAAAAUUUAAUGGCACUAUAAAAAAUUGGAAGACGUUUAUUGACCUCUAUGAUUCUAUUAUUCACAAUAAUUCAAGUCUUUCCAAUGUAGAAAAAUUUACAUAUCUUUUAAAUUCCUUAGAAGGACCCCCACUAAGCAUUGUUCAGUGUACUCCUUUAACUGAUAAUAAUUAUAACAUAGCUUAUAAUACAUUGAAGGGUAGAUAUGAAAAUAAUCGAUUAAUUUCGGUUAGUCACUGGCGUGAGAUUGAAAAGACUGUGAAGCUUUCUGAUGAGCAUGAUGCAAAAUCUCUUCAAACUCUAUUAGAUACAUUUACUGAACACUUAACUGCAAUUGAAAAUAUGGGUCACCCUGUCUCACAAUGGGAUUUCGUUUUAUUUUACAUGCUAUUUGAUCGCCUUGAUUCAAGCACAGCCACGAGGUUCGAACUUGAGUGUGGUAAAUCUCUAGACGAAAUUCAAAAUAAACACAAGCAUUUUGAAAUUUUAUUAGACUUUCUUAAGAAGCAGUGUAUCGCAUUAGAUACCGUCUCAAGCUCUUUUAAAGAUGUAAAGCCUAGUACUUCUAAAUAUAUAAAACAAACAGCAAUGCCAAAGAGAACUUUUGUUGUUAGUGCUGCGUCAUGUUACUUUUGCCACAAAAAUAAUCACUCAAUUUAUAAAUGUUCAGAAUUCUUAAGUAAAAAUUCCCACGAAAGAUAUAAAAUUGCAAAAACUAAUAAAUGGUGCACCAAUUGCUUAGGUUUAAAACAUAACUCGUUUAAUUGCUCAUCUCGUCGCCGCUGCGAAAAAUGCUCCAAGCCUCAUCAUACCCUUUUGCACCAUGACUCCUUUGAAGCUUCUCAGCCACCUGCCGUUGAGCAGGAAUCUUCUACAAACUGUGAGUACAGAUCUCAACCUGUUGCCUUGACCAAUAUCAAACCACACAAAAAUACUGAAAGCUCUGUUUUAUUGGCCACGGCACAGAUUCGGGUUCUGGAUUCCCAGGGUCAAUUUAUCAAUGCGCGAAUUUUAUUGGACAGCGCAAGUCAAGUGAAUUUUAUUACAAACAAAUUAUGUAAACGUUUGGGCUUAGUCAAACGACCUCUUUCCCUGUUUGUUAAAGGUUUAGGUGACACUGUCUCAAAUGUCUCUCAUGAAGUCACAUGCACCUUCACGCCUAAAUGUUUUACAAAUCCCAAAUUUUCUCUAGAUUUUGCCAUAAUUCCAAAAAUAUGCGAAAACCUUCCCUCUUCAGAUUUACCCACAGAUUGCUUCACUCAGUUUUCUCAUCUCGAGCUGGCAGAUGAAAGUUUUAAUGUUUCGGCUCCUAUUGACAUGUUGGUUGGAGGUGAUGUUUUUGGUUUUCUUGUUAAAGAAGGUCAAAUAUCGCAAUCGAUUAAUAAACCUGUUGCUCUAAAUACUCAACUAGGGUGGAUAAUUAUGGGUCGUGUGUCUUACCAGGACUCUAUUUCUCGUUCAACCCCUAAUAGCCUUUGCGCUACUGUCAGCUCCACUCUUCUAGAUAUUGUUAAAAGGUUUUGGCAGCUGGAACAAGUCCCUAAUUACCAUGUUCAUUCCCCUGAUGAAGUUGCUGCAGAGGAAUUUUUCCAGAGGACACAUACUCGAAAUUCCUCAGGAAGAUAUGUCCUUCAACUUCCUUUCAAAAAUUUGGAACUGCCAGUUUUUGAAAAUACUCGAGAUAUUGCUCUGCGCAGAUUUUAUUCUCUUGAGCGGCGUCUGGAGUCUAAUCCCGAGCUCCAUGAUGAAUAUCGCGCUUUUAUGCAGGUUUUUCUUGACACUGGACAUAUGGAAAUCCUACCCUCAAAUAUAGAUAUAAAAAACUCUUAUUAUAUACCCCAUCACUGUAUUCUUCGUCCGGAAAGUUCAACCACAAAACUUCGUGUUGUUUUCGACGCCUCCGCGAAGGCUGCAAAUAAUAUUUCUCUCAAUGACACUUUGUUAGUCGGCCCCAAGCUUCAACAGGAUAUAUUUCACUUGCUGUUAAAGUUUCGCAUCCCUGCUGUUGCAUUCACUGCUGAUAUUAAGCAGAUGUUUCGACAAAUUCUCAUAGAUCAACCCUGUAGAAAUUUUCAAAGAAUUUUAUGGAGGUUUUCAAAGUCUGAUCGUGUGAGAGACUAUCAACUGAAUACCGUAACCUACGGUGUAGCUUCUUCACCAUACCAAGCUAUUAGAACUCUCACUCAACUUGCUAGGGAUUAUAAGUUUAAAUUUCCUAGGGCAUCUGAAGUCUUAGAGAAUGAAAUAUUCGUGGAUGACGUAGUUAGCGGUACUGAUUCUAUCGAAUCAGCUCUUGCCCUUCAGCAAGAACUAAUUUCGUUGCUUUCUCUUGGUGGCUUUGAAUUGCGAAAAUGGGCGAGUAAUACGCCUUUAUUAAUAUCUCAUUUAGACACCUCUUUGACACAGUUGAACCCCCUUUCCUUUGAUAAAGAGACUGAUUCCAUAGUCAAGAUUUUAGGCUUGCAAUGGAAUCCUCUUAGUGAUUCUUUUGUCUUUAAAAUAGAAUCUAUAGUAAAACCAUGUACAAAAAGAAACAUUUUAUCUGAUUUGGCUCGUAUUUUUGACCCUUUAGGAUUUCUUUCCCCUGUUACUGUCUCUUUGAAAAUAAUUAUUCAACAAUUAUGGUCAUCUGGACUAGACUGGGACCAACCUGCUCCUAACUCUAUUAAAGAAUACUGGUCUUUAUUUAAAGAAGGUAUUUCUACCCUAUCGAGCCUUUUAUUACCUCGAAAGAUUAUCCCUUCCCAGAUGAAAUUGUGUGAGAUGCACGGCUUCUGCGAUAGUUCGGAAAAGGCGUAUGCAGCUGUGGUCUAUUUUCGCAUAAUUACUUAUGAUGAUAACGUUCAGACGUAUUUGCUAUGUUCUAAGAGUAGAGUAGCUCCUCUUAAGACAAUCUCGAUUCCAAGGCUAGAGUUGUGCUCGGCUGUCUUAUUGGCAGAUUUAAUGUCUUCAGUUAAAGAAGCGUUUGCCGAUUCUAUAAAUAUUUCGUCAUUGUUUGCAUGGACUGAUUCCACCGUAGCUUUAAGCUGGAUAAAGUCUUCUCCCCAUAAAUGGACUACUUUUGUAAGUAACCGCGUAUCGUAUAUUCAGGAAAAAUUAUCUGCGGAUUGCUGGGCUCAUGUUAGGUCGGAAAAUAAUCCUGCUGACUCUGCAACCAGAGGUCUUCUUCCCUCCGAGUUACUUCACCUCGAAAAAUGGUGGACCGGACCCGGUUUUCUAACAUCCUGUCUCACUAAAUGGGUUAACGAUCCUUACACAACUGACGAUAAUAUGGACCUUGAAAAAAGGAAGAUUGUAUUAUUAGCCUCAACUCCAGUGGUUGACUUAUGGAAUAAUUUUAUCUCAAGAUUCUCCUCUUUAUCCAAAAUUAUUCGUAUUGUUGCAUAUGUUUUACGUUUCUGUGCAUAUGUAAAGGCUCCAAAACUCGUUGACAAUAAAGGUCAUGUAACAUUGGCAGAAUUGGAUAGAGCUCUCUUACUUUUAAUCCGAGAAGUUCAGAAAGUUUCAUUUGCUCAAGAAAUGGCAGAACUUUCGAAAUCCAAUCCUAAUCUAACAAUAUUACCGAAAUAUAUUCGGAAGCUCUCUCCUUUUUUAGACAAGGAUGGUGUUCUCAGGGUGGGCGGACGAUUGAAGCACGCUUCUCUUUCUUAUAAUCAUAAACACCCCUGUCUAUUACCCCGUGAUCAUCGAAUUACCUUUCUAAUUAUUGAACAAACUCACAUUAAAUAUAUGCACCCUGGUUUACAAACUACCCAAUUCCUACUCAGUCAACGCUUUUGGAUUCCUUCUUCAAGAAGAAUUAUUAAAAAGGUUUUGUCUUCCUGCAUGCGUUGCUUUAGGUGUAACCCUUCAUCACAAAUUCCUCUUAUGGGUGAUUUACCGUCCUUCAGAGUAAAUCAAGUAAAAUGUUUUACCAAAAGUGGUGUGGAUUUUGGAGGGCCAUACUUAAUCACUAUGGGCAAGCAUCGUGGCAGCAAAACUUGUAAGGCUUAUAUUUGCCUUUUUGUCUGCUUGUGCACAAAGGCUCUUCACCUGGAACUGGUUACAGAGCUAUCAAGCGAUGCCUUUCUGGCCGCAUUAAGGCGCUUUGUUUCUCGCCGAGGUCGUGUCACAGACAUGUUUAGCGAUUGUGGGACGAAUUUUGUGGGUGCGUCAAAAGAGUUGAUGCAAAAUAUGCGUAAUGCAUCGAUCCACGAAGGCAUAGUGUGGCAUUUCAACCCCCCUUCAGCCCCAAAUUUUGGUGGAAUUUGGGAAGCUGGAAUUAAGGCCGUAAAGGGCCAUCUACAUCGCGUAGUUGGUUCGCACAUCCUCACCUAUGAGGAGUUUAAUACUGUCUUGACCUCAAUAGAGGCAAUCCUAAAUUCUCGUCCUCUCUGUUCAUUAAGUAGCGACCCUAAUGACUUAAACCCUCUGACCCCAAGUCAUUUUUUGAAUUUGGAACCUUUAAAUACCUUCGUUAAAUCCGACCUAACAGAGAUUAAAUUGGGUCGUCUUUCGCGCUGGCAACUUAUUCAACGUAUCCACCAGGAUUUUUGGAAGAGGUGGCAUAAUGAAUAUUUACACACCCUUAAUCAGAGGUCGAAGUGGUAUGAUACAGGUAAAGCCAUUGAAAUUGAUUCGUUGGUAUUAUUAAAGGAGGAUAAUGCUCCACCCCUUUCGUGGUUGUUGGGUCGUGUAAUAGAAUGUUUUCCAGGCAGGGAUGGCAUUACGCGUGUUGUAGCGGUAAAGACGCAUAAGGGGAUACUGCGCCGUCCUGUCUCGAAGUUAUGUUCAUUACCGAACAAUUAG
Molecule: messenger RNA, 5148 nt
Organism: Anthonomus grandis grandis
Lineage: Eukaryota; Metazoa; Arthropoda; Insecta; Coleoptera; Curculionidae
Exons: 1
Coding region: 1-5148 (1715 amino acids)
Biological process (GO): DNA integration
Molecular function (GO): nucleic acid binding
Source: RefSeq, a predicted model, not a curated record